AAAAAAACUGCAAUCUGUGCUCGACUAUAUACACACAAGUUAAGAAUUUGUACAACACCAGAAGCUAGUGACAGCGAAAAAAAAACGUUCAACUUUUCAUUAGACAGUUUUUUAUGCAGUUACUGUAAGUUCUACAUAUUCAACUGUUUUUAUUCAAAUCACUUUAAAAACCAUUCCAACAUCUUGUUUAUGCAUUUGAAAUAGUUUCACAUUCAAUCUAUAAAAUAUAUCAGUUAUUGCUUCUAUUCGAUUUAAUAGCAGCUUUGUUUUUGCUGGUACACUUCAGUGGCCCAGUAUUAGUAGUCGAUCAUGUUAAUUACAAUCAAAGACAUUGAAGAUGCACACGCACGUAUAAGAGAGUACCUUCACGAAACACCAGUACUUACUAGCAGUUCCUUCGAAAAAGAAUUCACGCCGGGAAAAAGGGUUCAUUUUAAGUGCGAAAACUUCCAGAAAACAGGUAGUUUCAAGGCCAGAGGAGCGCUCAACUCUGUUAUCAAACUCCACGCAGAGCAACCGAAUCUCAGCAGCAAAGGCGUUUUGACCAGAAGCAGCGGAAACUUCGGUGCCGGCUUAGCGUAUGCUGCUUCUUUGGUGGGGUUGGACUGUCAUGUAGCUUGUCCCGUGUCGUGUUCACCAUUUAAGAUGGGCUCCAUCGAAAAAUACGGCGGAAAAAUUCAUUUAUACCCGAAAGGUUGGGAAUCCAGAAACUCCAUCAUCCCCCGACUAGAAGCAGAACUUGGAGCGUACACUAUUUUUGCGUCAGUGGAGCCAGCGAGUGUAUCUGGACACGGAACUGUAGCUCUUGAAAUCCUCAACCAGGUGCCGGAUGUCGACGCAGUGAUCGUGCCCAGUGGUUCCGGAGGAUUAUUGGCAGGUAUAUCAACAGCAAUGAAGAACAAAAACAACAAAAUCAAAGUCUAUGGCGUAGAACACGACACUUCUCUCAACCUGAAGAACUCUUUUCAACUCGGAGAAGCGAUACAGCCGACGGAGCGUCGCGAUACCAUUUGCGACGGAAUCAGCAAUACUUCAGUCACUCCGUUCGCCCUUGAACAUAUACUAGAGUAUGUUGACGACAUCAUUCAAGUGCCAGACACUGGCGCGAUUUCAGCUCUAGUGUUCCUGCUAGAGAGUAUGAAAAUAAUGACUGAACCAACGGCUGCUCUGGCGGCUGCGGCCUUAAUGCAGCCAGAGAUUGUCAAAAAAUACUUCUCAGAAUGUCAAAACAUUGUGGUAGUUUUAACCGGUGGAAAUUUUGACAUUCUGAAAAAAUUGCAUUUAUUGGGGGAAACACAAACAAAAAUAAGUGCUUGAACCUAAAUAUUAAAUCAAUCAUAAAUA
Molecule: messenger RNA, 1344 nt
Organism: Symsagittifera roscoffensis
Lineage: Eukaryota; Metazoa; Xenacoelomorpha; Acoela; Convolutidae
Product: serine racemase-like
Exons: 3
Coding region: 310-1317 (335 amino acids)
Biological process (GO): D-serine biosynthetic process
Molecular function (GO): L-serine ammonia-lyase activity; serine racemase activity; ATP binding
Source: RefSeq, a predicted model, not a curated record